AUGGUGUACCUGCUGCCCAAGCACUCGUGCUUCGAUGAGCACGUCACCUUCUUCAAAUGUUGUCACUACGUCUUCGAAGGCGAAGGCAAUCCUGCAUGUUGGAACAAGGCCCUGGUCUCGGCGAAUAUGAACUACGACUUCUGCUGCAAGCUGUCGUCUUGGAACGAUCAUGACGCGUCCAUCCCGUUCCUCUUUUCGACCUUUCUCCGCGUCGAAUACAGAGCUCCGGACGCUGAUCGGCCGACGGAGCUCGAGAUCCACCAGCUUGCGGAUCCAAAGCUCUCAGCGCAUUCGAUGCAACUGAAGAUCGGACCUGGGUGGCCGGCUGGCUUUCUCUGGACAGGAAGCUAUCAGCUCCUUAGGUGGUUCGAAUGCAACGCAGAUCUCGGGCAUGAGUUCUGGGCAGACGCGGAAUACAUUGAGUUUGGUGGGGGCGUUGGGGCUAGCAGCAUCGCUGCCGCCUUGAACGGCGCUUGGGUGACCGUCGUUGAUGCGAAUGCAGCCGGCACUUUGUCCAAGAACCUCGAGGUCGAGGUGUCAGGCGUUUUUGUGGGAGCUUUUGGCGAGAAUGCUCCGUUUGGGGAUGUUGCAGUACCUGGUCAGGCAAAGGGGCUUGCGGUGAUUCUUGACACCGACAUCGGCGACGACAUCGACGAUGCCUGGGCAUUGAGCGCCUUGCUGCAGGAUCCCAGGGUUGAUUUGCGGUUGGUGGUGACGGACUCCUACUCCAGUGUGCACCGGGCAGAGGUUCUGGCCAAGUUUCUGGCCAUGGCCGGUCGCCUGAACGACAUCCCGGCGAUCGCCAUCGGACCAAACACCACCGGCAAAGCGCUGAUCAUGGAAGGUUGGGCCGGACCCAGUGACUUGGCGCGAUUCCCGGGCACCAUCCACGACUCUGCUGCCGAUGCCAUCAUCCGGGAAGUUACCCUGGCUUCCCAGGACCAUGUGCCCGUCGUGCUGCUGGUUCUUUCGCCAUGUGCUGCCGUGGCCGAGGCAUUGCGGCGUGCGCCAUGGUUGAGCCAAGUUGCCUCCAUCCAUGCCAUGGGAGGUAGCAUCUGGCACGGAAACAACGGAACCGGAGGGCCCAUUGCUGAGUGGAAUGUCAGGGCAGAUGUCGCGAGUUCUCGCAAGCUCUAUGCCCAUCUCAAUGUCACUGCACCCUUGGAUGUGGCCGCUUUAGCUCAGAUAGAUGGGCUUCAGUUUAAGAGGCUGUUGCAGUGCCAAGAGUAUGUGCCCACUGUCCAUGCACUCCUGCAGAUGUUCAAGACCUGGCUCCCACGAUGUCCUUGGCGACCGGUCCUAGAUGGCCCCAAAGGUCCUGCAAGUUCUGUCCGCUCUUCCGUGAUCUACGACGCCGUGGCUGUCAGCACUUUGCCCUUCUGGUCUCCCACGGAUCUGAUAGAUUUUCAGACUCUCCGGGUAGCGAUCGACGACCGGGGCCUCACAACUCCUAGCACCAAAGGCUGGGAAAUUACGGCCGGAGUGCAUUGGCGUAACAUCGAACAGUGGGAGUCGAGCUUCGCAAGUCUGCUCUGUGGUAGCAACACCACACCCUUGGUGGUGUAG
Symbiodinium sp. CCMP2592 is the source of this 1566-nucleotide messenger RNA. Lineage: Eukaryota; Dinophyceae; Suessiales; Symbiodiniaceae. The record is from the annotation of a GenBank genome assembly.